AUGUCUGACUGGGACUCCACCACCGUCAUCGGAUCCAGGGCCAGAGCCGGCGGCAGCGGCCCAAGAGCGCAGGUCGCACGCACCCAGGGUCAGAUCAACGCCGCCCGCAGAUCGGGCAACGUGCUCUCCGUCGACAAGAAGUACAGCUCGUCCAACGCCAAGGGCGACCCCGAGGGCCAGAGGCUCACCAAGAUCGACCGUGAGACCGACAUCGUCGUGCCCAAGAAGCUCGACCUGUCCGUCGGCAAGGCCAUCUCGCGCGCGCGUGGCGAGAAGAAGCUGACGCAGAAGGACCUCGCCACCAAGGUCAACGAAAAGCCCACCGUGAUCAACGACUACGAGGCCGGCCGCGCCAUCCCCAACCAGCAGAUUCUGGCCAAGCUCGAGCGCGCGCUCGGCGUCAAGCUGCGUGGUAAGAACAUCGGCGAGCCGCUCGGCCCCAAGAAGAAGGCUUGA
This is a messenger RNA of Lachancea thermotolerans CBS 6340, 456 nucleotides long. It is a transcript of the gene MBF1, whose product is annotated as multiprotein-bridging factor 1. NCBI's taxonomy places the organism in Eukaryota, Fungi, Ascomycota, Saccharomycetes, Saccharomycetales, Saccharomycetaceae. Gene Ontology annotation, molecular function: DNA binding. The coding region runs from base 1 to 456 and encodes 151 amino acids. The transcript has a single exon. The record is from RefSeq and is a predicted model, not a curated record. Gene Ontology annotation, cellular component: nucleus.